Messenger RNA from Uranotaenia lowii, 2280 nucleotides. Its product is annotated as zinc finger protein 83-like. NCBI's taxonomy places the organism in Eukaryota, Metazoa, Arthropoda, Insecta, Diptera, Culicidae. The record is from RefSeq and is a predicted model, not a curated record. The transcript has 2 exons. The coding region runs from base 204 to 2210 and encodes 668 amino acids.
UUUUUUGUCAGUGUUUUAUCAAACAAAAAAUAUAUACAAAUUUUUACUUCGUGCGUGGCGAUUGCAUGCAGUUGAUGGGCCGCAUCUGCUCGCCAGAAUAAACAAACUCGUUUCGGAAAACACGAAAUUACAGCAGCAGUAUUAUUGUCUUCAGCUGGAAGGAGGUGAAGACAAUACACGCAACUAUAUCGAAUAGCCCCAGGAUGUCUCGAAAAAGUCAACGUAGGAUGGCUUCGUCGGUUAAGGUUGAGCCUGAAGUAGACAUUCCUAGUGACAGCUCCACGAUGGUAAUUUUGCCGGAUGAUUACAAUGCCGUCUCUAUCAAGCAAGAAGACGAUUGGAAGGACAACCUCUACAACCCGGAGGCAACAGUGCAAGCUUUGCCUUUGAAGGAAGAGCUGCCACCGUGUGAAAUUUGUGGUUUGGUAUCCGUCAAUGAACACUCGCGACGCGCCCACUUGAGGCGCCACCGGGACCAAACCGAGUGCGAAAUUUGUCACAAACUGGUGUUCAAAAGAAACAGGGAAUCGCACCAGAGACAACACGAGCGAAUCGAAGCCAAACCCAAAGAGCGAAAAUCUAGAGAUGUGUCGCCGUGCAACAUUUGCGGAUUGGUGUCCAUCAAUGUAAAAGCUAAACGCCACCACAUGCGUCGACAUAAUGGGGAUACCAACUGUGAAAUCUGUCAGCGGCGUAUUAGUUCACGGGCCAAAGAAUCGCACAAAAGUUGGCACGCCCGCAUGGAUAAAAGCAAGAAGGAAGCCGAGAACAAGUUUUGCAAUAUUUGUAAUACGUCGCUGGCUUGUCACAAAGGAUUGACAGUACACCUGGCUAGAGUGCAUGGGAUUUUCAGCGAAUCAUGCGCCCGGAUGGAUUAUCCGAGCUGGCCACAUCAGUGCGAAAGAUGUGGCAUUCACUUACGUUUCAAAGAGCUUGUCGAGUUCCAUGAUUGUCGAGAAAAAACGGUAAACGUUUGUAGCAUUUGCGAUGAGAAUUUUGAUCACGCUGACAAACUCAAACAGCACAUAUCCAGAAAGCAUAAAGUAGCGGAAAGUCGAAACGAUUUUAAAAAGUGGGACAAACAGUGUACCAUAUGCGGUAAAAAGUUUUCGGACGCCGGUGGACUUCUCAAGCAUACGAGAACCAUACAUCUGAAGGAGAAAAACUUUAACUGCGACCGCUGUGAUAAAAAGUUUGCCAAACGUAAACUGCUAGAGCAACAUUACGCCUUGCGUCAUCUGCAGAAGCAUCAGUUUGAGUGCGAGUUCUGCCAGAAACCGUUUUAUCGCAGGAAUGAAUACGUCAAUCAUCGAAAGCAAAACCAUCCCGUAGAAUAUGCUGCACUCGUGGCAAAGUAUGACGAAUAUACUGUCCCGGUCAAUCAAUUGUACGCUCUAAACGGAUGCAACGUGGUAACGGAAUCACCCAGUGAACCCGCUACGACCCCCAAAAACGUAGUCUGUAAGCAAUGUGGUAAAAAGUAUGUUAGCAAGGUAACGCUGCGACAACAUUUGCGCCUAGUUCACAUGUUCAGAAGGUAUGCAUGCAGCAAAUGCGACGAAUCGUUCAAGCAUCCGGUACGAUUUGGCGAUCACUACUCCUUGGCACAUUUGCGUAAACCCAGAUACCAAUGUGAAUUUUGCGGUAAGAAAAUCUACUGGAGGCAACUGUACUUCCGACAUCGGAGAGCUGCCCAUCCAGCGGAAGUAGCGGAACUGGAAAACCGAAACGAGGGCACCAAAUGUAACGAAUUGUACCCUCUGGAUGUGGAAGCUAUUAUGAGUAAGAAAAAGCGAAUCAUUCCAUCCAUCGGUUCCAACCCUCCGACCGCAGAAGGCAGGACGUAUUGUGAUGUCUGCCGCGAAAGAUUCAUAGAUCAUCUGGCCUACAAGCGGCACAUGAACGAAUGGCACUGGAAGAAGACCACUUACACCUGCGGCAUUUGCAACAAGGUCUAUCACGCGAAAGUUGUGCUACAGGACCAUUACGCUAAGGCGCACUUCGGCCGGAGCCGGUAUCAAUGCGAGUUCUGCGGUAAACGGUUCAACUUCCAGUCGAACUACGUCAGACACCGCAGGGCAGACCACCCGACUGAAUACGCCGAGCUGGAAGCGAAAUUCGAAGGUGAUCGCGUCCCAAUCAAUACGCUGUUUGAGAUGAACGAAUUUGAAUUGGUGGAAAAACCUGAACGUGAGCUAAUGAGCAAUUAGAGUAAAUUAACGUCGUUAAGUUUAUUUUUUUAUUCCGCAUUCAUAGAGGAACAGGUAAAUUUAAAACAAA